This is a messenger RNA of Adineta ricciae, 627 nucleotides long. The record is from the annotation of a GenBank genome assembly. Lineage: Eukaryota; Metazoa; Rotifera; Eurotatoria; Adinetida; Adinetidae.
AUGACAAUGACAAGUCCAACUGAUUUAUCACAAUUGUAUAUUUUAUUGUCUUAUGAAAAGUUGCAACGGUCGACGAUAAGUCAACGUCAACGACCUAUUGAAGCUUCACUACGAAAUCGUUUAUUAGUAUGGCGCUUUUUAAAGAAGAUUGAAAAUGAACCAGUAUCGGUCAGCACCAAUUCCGAACAGCAAGCAGUCAACCAGACAGAUCCAAGUAACAGUCCAUGGAUACUUGAUCUAAAUGGAAACUGUAUGAAUAAUGACGACGACGAAAUUGAUAUGGAUACAGAUUCUGAUAUUGUCACAGUUGUAAGUACGAACGAAACCAAUAGUUCCCCAUGUGACACGAUGGAUAUCGAACAAGAAACAGAUGUAACUUUAUUAUUGAAACGCGCAAUUGGUGCUGAACGUCGACAAAAGAAUUCAUCUUCAACAGAGAAUCUUGUUGGAAAUGAAACUAUCGAUUCCAAUUUAGCGGAAACAGCAACAUCAGCUUUCGAAGAAACUGAACAAUUUUUUCAUGAUCUUUGUGCCGAAUUAACGAAUACAACAGCCGCUCUUGUCUCAUCAACUACGACGAAUUCAUUACGAUGUUCAACAUCACCAGAGCCAGCCUUAAUUCAUUAA